AACCUCCACCUUCCGCUAGCCUCUGUAGCUAGCAGCUAAGCCGAACAUGGAGCCGGUGGAGCUGGACGGCAGCGUCAUGGAGGGGGGCGGGCAGAUCCUGCGCGUGUGCGCCGCGCUCAGCUGCAUCACGGGGACGCCGAUCCGGGUCCGAAACAUCCGGGCCGGGAGGAGCACGCCGGGGCUCAGGCCCCAGCACCUAUGCGGCCUGCAGCUCCUCUCCCAGAUGACCUCGGGCCUCCUGCAGGGGUCGGAGGUCGGCUCCACCCACAUCACCCUGGAGCCCCGGGCCGUAGGGGGCGGGGCUUAUACUGCUGACACACACACUGCUGGGAGUGUGUGUCUCCUCCUGCAGGCCUCACUUCCCGUCUCGCUCUUCUCCAAUCAGAGGACGGAUCUGGUCCUGAAGGGCGGGACUGAGACGGAGCUGGCGCCGCACAGCGACUACACCCUGAAGGUUUUCAAACCCAUCGUGGAAAAAUUCGGAGUUCAGUUCGACUUCGACGUCGUCAAGAGGGGCUUCUACCCUAAAGGAGGGGGCGUGGUCUCCGUCUCCGUCCAGCCAAUCCGGCAGCUGCAGCCCGUCGUCAUGGAGACCAGAGGGGGCGUGGCCAGGAUCACGGGGACGGCCUUCGUGGCCGGAGUGCUGCCCAUCAAGCUAGCUAAAGCCAUGAGCGCGGCCGCCGCCCGCGCCCUCCGCGCGCACGUGGCCGGCGCGCACGUGGACGUGGCGGCCACCAACGAGAGCCAAUCGGCGUUCGGCAACGGCAGCGGCAUCCUACUCGUCGCCGAGACGACCGGCGGGUGUUUGCUAGCAUCGUCGGCGCUAGGGAAGCGAGGCGUGUCUCCGGAGCAGGUGGGCGUGGCCGCCGCCGAGGCGUUGCUGGGCAACCUGCGACACGGCGGCUGCGUGGACGACUUCCUGCAGGAUCAGCUCGUCAUCUUCAUGGCGCUAGCUAGCGGCCGCUCGCGGAUUCGAACCGGCCCCCCCACGCUGCACACGCGCACCGCCAUCCACGUCGCCGAGGCGCUAACCAAGGCCAAGUUCACCAUCACCAAGUGCGAGGACGCUAGCGCCGACGCUAACGCUAGUGCUAGCGACAGCUACCUGAUCGAGUGCGACGGCGCCGGCGUGGAGAACACAGACCUCUAGCACGCGUGCGCGCGCGCGCACACACACACACACACACACACACACACACACACACACACACACACAUACAUAAAUAAAUAAAGGUCCU
This is a messenger RNA of Salarias fasciatus (jewelled blenny), 1238 nucleotides long. It is a transcript of the gene rtca, whose product is annotated as RNA 3'-terminal phosphate cyclase. The transcript is spliced from 11 exons. NCBI's taxonomy places the organism in Eukaryota, Metazoa, Chordata, Actinopteri, Blenniiformes, Blenniidae. Gene Ontology annotation, cellular component: nucleus. Bases 47 to 1150 code for a protein of 367 amino acids. The record is from RefSeq and is a predicted model, not a curated record. Gene Ontology annotation, biological process: RNA processing. Gene Ontology annotation, molecular function: RNA-3'-phosphate cyclase activity.